AUGAGCAACCAACCAUGGCUAGACAGCCUGUCAGACGACUGGCCGUCGGUGCCUGCCACUCCUACCACUCCCGCUCCAUCGAACCCGUCACAGAACCUGUUGUCCUUGCGGCGCAAUAGUGUGCAGAACUCCCCUAGUCGCAUUCCGGUACCUGCACGCCGAUCUGUGGAACAAUCCCCAGCCGACGACAAGAAAAAGGUUACCCGACCAUGUCAUUUCCAUAGGAAAGAACCUCCCACACCGAAGACCCCGCGAACUCCCAAAACACCUACAAAACUGCGAUCGCCCAUCCCGCCCAAGACCAGAACAAGGACGCCCAGGAGCUCCAAAGUCACUCCAAAGUCUACGUCCAAGGCCCGCGCGAAGCCAACCCCGGGUGCGGCUGAAAAGCAAGCGCCAACCAUGGAUACGCGCUCCCCGCUACGGUCGGUAUCCAACGUCUCCAAACAAUCAGACUACGAGGCGGGCGACACGGUCCAGAUCAAACCCAAAAAGGGCGACGAGGGGGAAGCUACACCCGAAUGGCGGAAACGACUGGUACGUGGGGAGAUUCCGGUGGGAGAUCAACGCGAUCUGUUUGCGCCGAUUGGACUUGAGAGUGUAUUCAAGCCCCCGACGCCAGGAUCCGGAGCUGGCCAACCAGACUCCAUCCCCUUUACCCGACAGGACGACCAGCUGUGGGACUUCACCGACAAUACCUCCCACCGAGAAAGCUCUACAAGACAGGCACAGGGGGAGGAGGAUUAUAGUGAACGCGUCGGUGAAGGUGACUACUCGGGUACUGGCAUAGAAUCACCAUUUGGGACGGUGAACCAUCGGGCACACUGGGCCGAUAAGCGACCAGGGAGCAAUCAUGCAGAUCAGUCGGGCCUGUCACAUGGAUACACUGAAACUCGGACUGCUAGUGGGCUAGAGGACCUUCGCAAUGAGGGAAUCACACCGAUUACGUUCACGCGAAACAAUACACUAGAAGGGACUGCCACAACAGAGGUGAUCAAGUCGGCAUUGAAACAAGUGACGAGCAAGCUUGAGAGCUUGUCUAUUGACAAUAGUCGCCCUGACUCACCAGCUAGUGACAGUUUCCUAUUUUAUAACCAUAGUGAACCCCGGCCGGAGGGUUCGCCAAACGAGGACAGUUUAUUGGAUGUAACCAGUCACUCCUUGCCUCAGGACUUGUCAAUGGGAACAUUGGACUUCAGUCGCCGCAAAGUUCACCGUCCUUUCCACCAAUUCUCCCCCUCGCCCUUUCCUUCCCAGCACUUGUCCCCCACGACCCUCGCCAACGCCAAAACUCGCAGUUCUCCCCUCUUCAAUCGCUCUUCAAACGGAUCACCUACAUUGCCUCGCCCCUCCUCCUCUCAUGUCCGACCGUCAACAUCCGAUGAUAACACUUCAAAACAAGACACAAUGCCCUCGUCAGGAAGCCCAUUGAAGCUGUUUGGCGAGCAUGAUACAUUUACAAACAACAGGCUUCUUCGGCGGAUGAGUCAAUUUGAGGAAACAUUUGGGGACGGUUCGGGGUCGGAGGGAGACGAGCCGCCAUCACCAUCAGAAGAGGCACGAAGGAAGGGAGAAAAUCGAAGCUUACUCAAUGUUCGACAUGAGCCAUUGAGUGAGAUAUCUCCUCGACGGAAUGAGCGAGGCUCAUCUCGAAACGUUGUAAACCCUCGUCUGUCUCGGUUCGGGGACGGGGAACUGGAUAAAUUCGACUUCUCAGACACGAGCCCGUACGAGCCUAACUUCACUUAUGGCGAUGUACCAGGUUUUGAGUCCCGCCCCUCCUCCCGAAGAAUAUCGUCGAAUCGUCAACAAUACCUUCAACGGGGGUCACAGGUGGGCUCUUUGCAAUAUGCCAGAUCUGCAAGCUCCAGCUUUACCCGGAAACCAUCCGCCUGGACUCGCCAAAGCUACUUUGAUCAUUUACGUGAUGCAACCGCUUCGUCACGCGCCAAUAAAGAAAACAUCGCGCCGUCUGAAACCAAGAGAGUUCCCAAAGCAGCGGCCAUGGACCCGAUUCCAAAGCGCCGACGAACUAUUUUGCGCGAUGACAGCGCCGAACCGGAACGAGCCCAUUCCAAUGGCGAUCCAGCAAAAUUUGGCGAAAGCAUGUCCUUGCUGCAGAGAAGCUUGAUGCAACAGGGCGUGCAGCUCGAGAAUGGGGAUUACCUCGCUCCUCCCGGCCUCUCUCAGUCCAUGCAACGACCUAGGACCCCGACUCCUAGUCAGAUCCGGUCUAUGCACGGAUCGAAGGUGUUACCGAGCAGAGAGUACUCGGAAUCAAAUUUUGAUAACCUUGACUACUCGGACUCGUUCUCCAUUGAAGGUGACAUACCACUAGUCAAGAUUACUGGGGCAAGUGACACAUCGCGCAAAGGGUCUAUCACAACCCAAGACUACUUGAACGAAGCGACGAAAAUCAUGGAUCUGAUCCGAGCUAAAGGCCGCCCAGUACCGGGGUUAACGAGCGUUCAGGAGUCCGAUGGGGAUAGUGAAGAUGGAGAGGUCAGCUACGAUGACGAAUCUACUCGGGAAGCAUUUUCUCGCCCCCCAAGCCGUGAUGGCACGAAUACAGAUUUCCGCAAAAUUCGAGAGCCAAAAGAGUUGAAUGCUCAAGUUCUGAACUACUUGAAACAAUAUCAAGAGAAAGAUGAUGGUGAUUUUGGGACCACUGGAUCGGUCAUGUCAUUCAAUCAUGAAGCAGAGCUCAAGCCCGAUGGCUCCCGAAGGGUGGUUUCCGGAAGGAAACGCAAGACAAGCAGCACUUAUGAUGAUGUCGCGGACACCAUCGCACAAGACUUGAUGACAAUUAAUACCCAAAUGUCUGGCUUCAGUGUUCACUCCGUACACACAGGAUCCUCGCAAAACUCCCAGGCGAAAGGAGUAUUAUCAUCCGAUCUGGUCGCUCAUCUUAUCCCAGAGCAAGUCAACGGUUUUACUUACGACAAGUCCAAAAAUUUAUGGAUCAAGAACGUUGCAGAACAACCAGCUCUACAAGUGUCUCAUGAUGAUGAAAACGAAAACAACGAUCCGUUCCAGGACAUCCCUGACUUAAGUGUGGAUGAGUUGCAGGAAAUGAUGCGAGUUCACGGCCUUGAUUCUCCGUCUAAGCGGUUGUCAGCGAAUCAAAACCUAGACUCCCACGCUCGCGCUGGAGGUACUUCACCAAAGAAGGGCGAUGUUAGACCACACACAAGAGACGGAGAUCCCUCAGUGAAUGCAAGCUCUGUUCAGUCCAGAGCCACUCGGUUUACAUCAAGUGUUCCAAAUUCCGGAACCCGAGCAACAUCAUGGGGCACAGACGAAAGUCAGGCGAGAAAUGACUCCGCGAGCCAGAAUGCCAAAAGGCCCGAUGACAUAGAUCCCCAGGCGCAAAACAAGCAGACUCGGGUUGCAACAAUCUCAUUUUCUUCACCUGUCGUUUCUCAGGUCGCAUACACGGACGACGACGAGGCUUCCAACCCCGACACUGAAUCACAUCAGUCAGCACACAUUGACGAAGGGAAGCAUAACGAGAACCCACGGUCUGCUCUUCCACCUCCCCGUCGUGAAACCUCCGUAGCCGGGCAGCCAUUCAUUCGGCGUCCCGUGUCGAGAAUUGAUGAACGGAAUGAAGAGGGAGCUGAAGAUCUCAGCCUUGUUCACAGAAACGAUUCACUGGGUGUGCAACAGACUCCAAGUGGUGAUGCCAUUGGAAAAUCCUUGGUUCCCAUUCACUCAGGUGACCAUGAAACAAGUUACAGCUUCCAUAUGAGUCCGCUGCCUGAUUUCUCAGUCAAUCAACCAGAUCACCCCCUGAACCUAGAAAUGAGCUAUGUGGCAAACCGCACGCAUCCGACAUCACUGAGACAGGUUCAUGGUCAGUUUGCCCUUGCCACAGAGCAAUUGAUCAAGCACAUCACCGAUGUGCAGCCAUAUGAACCAUACUGGGAAGACGUACGCCGCUUGGUACUGCGUCAAAAGGGGCUGAUUACCUUGCACAAGCUGAGUGAUUUCUGCCCUCGACUUGAGGACCUCGAUGUCUCCGACAAUGAUAUUGGGCAGUUGAGUGGUGUUCCAACCAGUCUUCGAACUCUCAAGAUUCCCAGGAACUCCCUGUCCAAUCUCACACCAUGGGGCCACCUGACUAAUUUGCAAUACCUGGAUAUUUCUGGAAAUGAUAUUGAGACCCUCGAUGGUUUCUCUGGUCUGAUUCACCUUCGGGAAUUAAAGGCGAAUGACAAUCAAAUCCGGAACAUCGAUGGCAUUCUUGACUUAAAUGGCCUGCUGAGCCUGAAAUUGAGCAAUAAUUCGUUGACAACCGUGGACUUCGAAAGCACAGAACUAACUCGACUUCGCGACCUUGAUCUAAGUCACAAUUGCUUGACAUCUGUCCGCAACAUCGAGUGGCUCCCAUCACUGGCCACUCUUGAUGUUAGCGCCAAUCAAAUCACUCAAUUCGAGGCGUCAACAUCCCUCAUCAGCCUGCGAGCGCUGAAACUCUCCGCCAAUCGUCUGAGUGCCUUGGAGCUGAAGAACUUUUCUUCUUUGAGCCUCUUAUAUGCUGAUCAUAACGGUUUGUCGACCAUUACCGGGCUGGAACACUGCCAUAAUCUAGAAGUUCUCUCUGUGCGAGAACAGACCCAAAUGGGAGAUACUACGUCUGGUAUUACUUUGGACCUCGACCUCGGAUCCGCAAAGGACAUCCGUAAAGUUUUUCUGUCGUCAAACAAGCUUGCCUCUCGAUGCCUCUCUCCUUCGUCUCCUUUACUUCGACUACAGCUUCUCGACAUUGCCGCGUGCACUUUGCCUGCUCUCCCAGGCGCAUUCGCCUCUAGCUUCCCGAACCUCAAAGUGUUGAAUAUGAACUUCAACUCUUUGACCGAAUUGGAACCUUUGGUGGGUAUGCACUGCCUUGCGAGGUUAACCAUGGUUGGAAACCGACUUUCGAGAAUGCGGCGCAUCUGUCAGAUCCUCAGCCGACUUGGAAGAACAGGAAGGGGCAAUCCGUGCUCCCUUCGCAAGCUUGAUAUUCGUGGCAACCCCCUGACAGUCGGAUUCUACCCUCCAGCUCUGACUGGCAAUGGAAGCAAUGCCGAGCGCAAGAAAUUGAAGGACCAAGAAAAGGCAGUCGCUCAUUUGCAAGAAAACCGACGAGAUCUUUCUGAUGCUUUGGCUGACGUUGAUCCCAAUGACCAAGUCGCACAGCCCGUCACCUGGGAUGACAGCGCCAAGUCUGAUCGUGAUAGCGAGAUCAACGAUCCUCUGACUCUUCCUCUGGCGGAUCCUCAGGCAGACGAAAAAUAUCUCCAGCGCCUAGACCGUGCCACUCGAUUGCGCCGGCGGGUCCUGGAACUUUUACUUUAUGCCGGAACUAGCGGCUCCCUUCAAACAUUGGACGGGCUGGAUCUUCGUCCAGUCCUUGGGGACGACUCAUCGGAUAUGAAUCAAGCGUGGGUUAGGCUCGAGGAACUGGGUGUUCUUCGAAAAAAGGCGAUUACCGACAAGGCGUGA
Molecule: messenger RNA, 5490 nt
Organism: Penicillium longicatenatum
Lineage: Eukaryota; Fungi; Ascomycota; Eurotiomycetes; Eurotiales; Aspergillaceae
Exons: 2
Coding region: 1-5490 (1829 amino acids)
Molecular function (GO): protein binding
Source: RefSeq, a predicted model, not a curated record